Rubroshorea leprosula is the source of this 3342-nucleotide messenger RNA. Lineage: Eukaryota; Viridiplantae; Streptophyta; Magnoliopsida; Malvales; Dipterocarpaceae. The record is from the annotation of a GenBank genome assembly.
AUUCAUUUAAAUUUCAAAAUAAUAAAUAAAAAAAUUUAAAAAUAGAUUGAAAAAUGACAUCCACCAUGCGUCAAUCUUACCGUCUAUAUUCAUUUAUUUUUGUUUUGAUAAAAUAUAUUCAAUUAUUAGCAUACAUUAAUUUGAAACACUCUAUAUAUACUCUUCUAGAGUACUCUAUUGCGCCAAACAAAGAUAUGAGGAUCUUCACAAAGCUCUCUGCACCACUCUGCCUCCUUUUUGUCUUCCUCUGUCUUAAAACUGCCUUCUCAUCCUCUAUACAUGCUUCUUCCUUCUCAACAACACAUCGUUGCUCUCAUGAGGAGGCUCUUGCUUUGCUGCAAUUCAAGACAUCCUUCUCCAUCAAUUACACUGUUCCUUAUUCAUAUUAUUGUGUGGAAAGUUAUUCUAAGAUUGAGUCAUGGAAGGGAGGUAUAGACUGUUGUUCCUGGGAUGGGGUUAGCUGUGAUAAUGUCACAGGCCAUGUAAUUGCCCUUAAUCUCAGCUGCAGUUUCCUUUAUGGCACCUUUCCUUCCAACAGCACUCUUUUCUCCCUCAGAAACUUGCAGAGCCUCAAUCUUGCCUUGAAUGAUUUUAGGCAUUCCAAGAUUCCAUCGGAAAUCAGUCAGUUUACUAGGCUAAAGCAUCUUGAUAUCUCUGAUUCUCGAUUUUCGGGUCAUGUUCCGGAAGAAAUUGCUCACCUCCCCAAGUUACUUUCUCUCAAUCUCUCUAAUUAUCAAAUUUCUUCUGACUUGAUCCUUGAAACAACUACCUUCAAAAAUCUUGUUCAUAACUUGAGUGAGGUGAGAGAACUUGUACUUAAUGGAGUGAACAUGACAUCUGUUAAUCCUCGUUUCUUCAUGAAUCUCUCUUCUUCUUUGACUACUCUUCGUCUUUUUGAUUGUCAGUUAAGAGGAAAUUUUCCAAACAGUAUUUUCCGCUUUCCAAAUCUCAAGAGAUUUAGUUUAGGUGGAAAGGGAAACCUCACUAUUGAUCUUGCAAGUUCCAAUUGGAGCAGUCCUCUCCAACGGUUGUAUUUAGCUGAUAUGGAUUGUGGAAGGCGAUUGCCAGAGUCUAUAGGAGAUCUAAAGUCAUUACAGUAUAUGAGUCUUGGCUGCAACUUGGAAGGUUCCAUUCCAGCUUCCAUUGGGAACUUAUCUCAACUUACUUACCUAAGCUUCGCUCAAAACAAUUUUAAUAGACAAAUCCCAACAUCACUUUCAAACCUCACACAACUUACUAGCCUAUACCUCUAUUCUAACAAUCUUAGUGGACAAAUCCCAUCAUCACUUGCAAACCUCACCCAACUUACCUUUCUUAGCCUUUCACUUAAUCAGUUUUCUGGUCCCAUUCCAGCUUCCAUAGGUAACUUAAGGCAACUUACUAGCCUAGAGCUCUCUUCUAACAGUCUUAGCAGACAAAUCCCAGCAUCACUUGCAAACCUCACACAACUUAGUGAUCUUGAUCUUUCAAAUAAUCAGUUUUCUGGUCCCAUUUCCUUUCAUGCUAUUAGGUUUUCCAAACUAACUUAUCUAGACUUAUCUUAUAACUUACUUAAUGGCAUGUUGCCACCUUGGAUUUUCACCCUACCUUUGUUAGAGCAGUUGUGUCUCAGUCAUAACCAAUUUCAAGGUCAAAUAAAUCAAUUCCAGCAGAACUCACUCAUACGACUAGAUUUGUCGAACAAUAAACUCCAGGGCUCAAUUCCUAACUCAAUUGUUAAUUUAGUAAAUCUUAGUUAUCUCGAUUUAUCAUCAAAUCAUUUUAGUGAUUUAGUAGAAGCUGACAUGUUCUCGGCACUUCAAUAUCUGGAAAUCAUCUUUCUUUCAGACAAUAAUCUGUCCUUGAGAAUGAAUGUCAAUGCCAACUUCACAUUACCCAUACUAGCUGAUGUUUCCUUUUCUUCUUGUAACUUGAGUGAAUUCCCCAAUUUCAUAAGACAUUCAAAUGGUCUGCAAAGCCUAGUGCUAUCCAAAAAUAGCAUUCAUGGAAAUAUUCCCGACUGGAUAUGUGAAAAGGAUGAUCUCCAAAUUCUUGACCUUUCUCAUAACAAUUUAAUCGGGAAGAUUCCAAAUUGUCUUCCUAAGUCUCUCUCAGUGUUGAAUUUGCAGGCCAAUUACUUUGAUGGAAAUAUACCAUUUGGGUUUCCAGAGGGCUGUGGAUUACGAAAUCUCAACUUACAUGGAAAUCAAAUGGAGGGCUUAUUACCAAAGUCUUUGGUGAAUUGUCGCAUGUUAGAGGUUCUAGACAUUGGCAACAACAACAUAGAGGACACAUUCCCUCAUUGGUUGGAAUCUCUACCAGACCUUCAAGUGCUGGUCUUAAGGUCCAACAAGUUCCACGGUUUUGUGCAGAGCACCAAAGAAAGUACAUCUUUUUCCAAGUUACGAGUUCUGGACCUCUCCGGCAAUGAUUUUCUUGGUCCUUUGCCUCUUCGGUACAUGGAAAAUUUUAAAGCUAUGAUGGACUCUCAUGGAGAGGAUGGUUUCCCUGAAUACAUGGAGACGCCAAGGAGAUUCAAUUUUUAUCAAUAUUCAUUGGUUGUGACAUGGAAGGGAUUCGACUAUGAGCUGCAGGGAAUCUUGACCAUAUUCAGUAGUAUUCAUCUCUCAAAUAACAAGUUUAAGGGAGAAAUUCCAGAUGUUAUUGGAAAGCUUAGUUCUCUCAAAGGGCUUAAUCUUUCUCAUAACAACCUUACUGGUCAGAUCCCACCGUCACUAGGGAAUUUGAGGAAUCUGGAAUGGUUGGAUCUCUCUUCCAACGAGCUGGCGGGGAAAAUUCCUGAUGGAUUGGUAUCUUUGACACAACUCUCUGUAUUGAAUCUUUCAAAUAAUCAUCUUGUCGGGCGCAUACCGCAGGGCAGUCAGUUCAACACCUUUGGAAAUGGUUCUUAUGAAGGAAACCUUGGACUGUGUGGAUUCCCAUUGUCAAAAUCUUGUGAUGGAAUUGGGACACCGCCGAGCUCCUUCCUAGAAAAAGAUGAGUUCUGGAGAUUGGGCUGGAGGGUUGUGGUGUUAGGGUAUGGAUGUGGAGUUGUUUUUGGACUGCUGAUGGGAUAUCUUGUCUUCCGAACAGGAAAACCAAAAUGGUUUGUGUCUUUGUUUGAUGGCCGACCAAGUCAAAGUGGAAGGAAGAUGAGGAAAGCCAAAAGACUUGUUCAAAGAAGAAGGUAGUUGCAAAGUUGAUGUUUUAGAGCUUCUGAUUUAAUGUUUCCUGAAUAAGUGCUUUUCGGGUUUGAAGUUGUUGUUAUGGCUGGCAUUGGCUUGUCUAAAAUUGUCAGCCUUCUCUUGUCUUUAUUAUGCUUUGUAAUUUCGUCUUUCUUUAUUAUAAAAUAUAUUUGCAGGU